Messenger RNA from Talpa occidentalis (Iberian mole), 844 nucleotides. It is a transcript of the gene BCAP29, whose product is annotated as B cell receptor associated protein 29. Gene Ontology annotation, cellular component: endoplasmic reticulum membrane; endoplasmic reticulum. NCBI's taxonomy places the organism in Eukaryota, Metazoa, Chordata, Mammalia, Eulipotyphla, Talpidae. The record is from RefSeq and is a predicted model, not a curated record. The coding region runs from base 77 to 799 and encodes 240 amino acids. The transcript is spliced from 8 exons. Gene Ontology annotation, biological process: endoplasmic reticulum to Golgi vesicle-mediated transport; intracellular protein transport.
CGUCCCGCGCGUCGGCGGCCUCGAAGCAGCGCGGGGAGCCAGGCCGGCGGCAGGCGGGGUGUGAAGAGGAAAAAAAAUGACACUCCAGUGGUCGGCAGUUGCAACCUUUCUUUAUGCUGAAAUAGGACUUAUCUUAAUCUUCUGUCUACCUUUUAUUCCUCCUCGGAGAUGGCAGAGGAUCUUUUCAUUUAACAUCUGGGGUAAAAUUGCAAGUUUCUGGAAUAAGGCUUUCCUUACUAUUAUAGUCCUAUUGAUUGUUCUGUUUCUGGAUGCUGUAAGAGAAGUAAGAAAAUAUUCCUCUACUCCUGCCAUUGAAAAGAGUUCAACCAGCAGCCCUAGUGCCUAUGAACAUACACAGAUGAAACUUUUUAGGUCUCAAAGAAAUCUUUACAUUUCUGGAUUUUCAUUAUUUUUUUGGCUAGUGUUGAGACGUCUGGUCACCCUUAUUACUCAGUUGGCAAAAGAACUGUCAAACAAAGGAGUACUUAAAACUCAAGCAGAAAAUACCAACGAGGCUGCCAAAAAAUUCAUGGAAGAGAAUGAAAGACUUAAACUGAUCUUAAAAGGAAAGAGCAAAGAAGAAAACAUUUUGGAAAUAGAAAAUAAAAAACUAGUAGAAGACCAGGAAAAACUGAAAACUGAAUUAAAGAAGACUUCAGAUGCUCUUUCUAAGGCUCAAAAUGACGUGAUGACAAUCAGGAUGCAAUCAGAGAGACUUUCAAAAGAAUAUGACCGACUCCUAAAAGAACACUCGAAACUUCAGGAUCAUUCAGGAAAAGGUAGUAAGAAAGACCUGUGAAGCUUAUGAGAGAAGAUUGUGAUACAACGUGUCAAGAUGAUAAAU